Molecule: messenger RNA, 354 nt
Organism: Rotaria socialis
Lineage: Eukaryota; Metazoa; Rotifera; Eurotatoria; Philodinida; Philodinidae
Source: the annotation of a GenBank genome assembly
AUGAAUUAUUGGUUAAUCUUUUCGUGUUUAUUUGCUACAUGUUUAGCUGUUGCCUAUGGCCAAUUAGGUUUUUCAACAUCAACUGGUCGUCCAAUUUCAACAACAGGCCGUCCAAUUUCAACAACAGGUCGUCCAAUUUCAACAACAGGCCGUCCAGUUUCAACAACUGCUGGUAGCUCAUUAAAAUGCGUUUGUUCGUGUUGUUCUGGUCUUCGUUGUAAACCAGUGGCACUUCAAUCAUUUGUUGAUACAACAUGCAUAGUAAAAGCAUGUAAAGAGAAAUGUAAAGUUUUUGAACCAAAACAUUGCGAUCAUACAUUUAUGGGUACAAACGAUGCAUAUUGCACUGUUUAA